AGAGUCUGAGACGUCUAAUAUUUAAUUAUUUAUCUGGGAUUUUUCUUGUUUACCGUAAUUACAGGGUAUAUUGAUUAAUGAAAACAGUUGACUAGAAUUUCAUCCUCAUCAAUCUCAUCUGAAUCUCUUCAUUGUCAACCUUAGAAAAAACAAAAUCGAACUGAAAAUGGGAAGUGAAACUGCAAAAACAAAUCUAAAUGAUCCUCUGUUAAUUCAAAACAGAGAAGACAAGAAGAGUAACAGUGGUAUCAUUAGAUUCGUUACUACUGAUGACAGAAAUUCAGAGAAGUUUCUGGGAGAAGUGAAGAAGCAGCUACGGUUAGCUGGACCACUUAUACUAGUCAAUUUCUUACAGUUUAGUUUACAGUUAAUUUCAGUUAUGUUUGUUGGUCAUCUUGGUCAACUCUCUCUUGCUAGUGCUUCAAUCGCUACUUCUUUUGCAUCUGUCUGUGGUUUCAGCUUCUUAAUGGGUAUGGGAGGUGCAUUGGAUACAUUAUGUGGUCAGUCGUAUGGUGCGAAACAGUACCGUAUGCUGGGAAUAUAUAUGCAAAGAGCCAUGUUGGUUCUGUUGCUUGUUAGUGUACCACUUGCUUUCAUUUGGGCCAACACAGGCCGAAUACUCAUGGCGGUGGGACAAGAUCAGGAGAUAUCGAUUGAAGCCGGAGUGUAUGCUCGUUUCAUGAUCCCUUCUAUUUUUGCAUUUGGACUACUCCAAUGUCAAGUUAGGUUCUUGCAAGCACAGAGCAUAGUGUUCCCAAUGAUGAUAACCUCUACAAUUACAGCUUUGUCGCAUAUAAUUGUCUGUUGGGUUCUUGUGUUUAAAACGGGUCUUGGUUCUAGAGGCGCUGCAGUGGCGAAUGCUAUCUCUUAUUGGAUCAAUACGCUACUAUUAGCACUUUUUAUUAAGUUUUCUGCCUCCUGCAAAAGAACUUGGACUGGUUUCUCAAAGGAAGCACUACAGGAUGUUUUAAACUUCUUAAGACUUUCUAUCCCUUCGGCUAUCAUGACCUGCUUAGAGAUGUGGUGUUUCGAGAUGAUGGUUCUGCUGUCAGGUCUUCUCCCUAAUCCAAUGCUAGAAACUUCAGUGCUAUCUAUCAGUCUCAACACUAGUUCUGUUGUUUUUAUGAUUUCAUCCGGAGUCGGUGCAACUAUAAGCACAAGAGUUUCUAAUGAAUUAGGAGCAAGAAACCCACAAGCAGCACGUUUAGCAGUCCAGGUUGUAUUAUGCAUAAUCAUCACGCAAGGAACAUUGAUAGGCUCAAUAAUGAUUUUGAUACGCCGUCUUUGGGGUUAUGCUUAUAGCAGCGACAAAGAGGUGGUAAAUUAUGUUGCAAUCAUGUUGCCAAUUAAUGCAGUCUCUAGCCUUCUCGAAGCAAUUCAGUGCGUUCUCUCAGGCACGAUUAGAGGAUGCGGUCGACAAGUAAUUGGUGCUUUCAUAAACCUUGGAGCUUAUUACCUUGUUGGCAUUCCUUCAGCAAUCAUAUUUGCUUUUGUACUACACGUCGGAGGGAAGGGACUUUGGCUUGGAAUCAUGUGCGCGUUGUUUGUUCAAGUAGUAUCUCUUCUAAUUGUCACUUUGCGUACUGAUUGGGAGCAAGAAGCAAAACAUGCAGCAGAUAGAGUUUAUGAAGCUGAGAUCCCAGUAAAUGUGGUGGUGUCAUAAAUCAAAAUACUAUUUCCUAAUGCAUCUUGAGCAUCUGCCGUUCCAGAUUUAGGGGUCUGUUGACAAUAGUCCAAGUAGUCAAAAUACAGUUUUGUCUUAUUAGCCAGCUAAGCUUUAGGCCACUCUGAAUCUCUUUAUAAGAGUCAAACAGUCAGAAUUCGAUUUUGUCCGACUGUCCAGAAAUUGCCAACUCCAUGCAUGUAAUUACUCAGUGUGGCUUAAUAUAAUGAAAAACCAAUC
Molecule: messenger RNA, 1903 nt
Organism: Papaver somniferum (opium poppy)
Lineage: Eukaryota; Viridiplantae; Streptophyta; Magnoliopsida; Ranunculales; Papaveraceae
Product: protein DETOXIFICATION 16-like
Exons: 8
Coding region: 167-1663 (498 amino acids)
Biological process (GO): xenobiotic detoxification by transmembrane export across the plasma membrane
Cellular component (GO): membrane
Molecular function (GO): antiporter activity; xenobiotic transmembrane transporter activity
Source: RefSeq, a predicted model, not a curated record